AUUUUGGUUGAACUAUUAGUUCUCUUGCAUCAGCUACAUUCAUCUUACAGCAGAAGUGAAAAAGUUGUGACCACUAAAUCAAGACAGUUGGCUUCCCUAAUUUGUAUAAAUGCAUGAUAUAUAGAGACUAGCUGAUGGUCCUGUUUAGUGGCCUGGGUUUUUUCUCCUAUGUGAGCACUUGCACAUGCUUCUGUCUUCACUGACUGAGUGGAAACAUCUUCAUUUAUAUGUAAUUUGACGCUCUAUACAUUGAGAUUGAGUCAUUCAGGUAAGCGUUCUUGUAGUUCAAACAGUAGAUAACAGUGCUGGCAAUGCCAGGGUUGAUUCUCAGGGAAUGCAAAAACUGAAUGAAAACAUACUUUGAGUGAAAUGUACUAUAAGUCACUUUUUAGUGGCUUGCAUGUAAAGUAAUUUUAUUUUAGUACAUUUUAUUUCUAUAGCCCCUUUCUAGAGCAAACAUCACAAAGUGCUUUACAUCCAAAAAAUAAAAAGGAAAUGACAAAAGAAUGAAGUUUUAGAAUAAUUACAAUUGAAUUUGACAUUACUGCCAUGUUGCUAACAAAACACUUUUAUACAAGAUGUAUUUAUUCAGGAUUUGAUUUUUAAUCCUGUUUAGAAAAAUGUCAGAUAAAAUCUAAUGUGUAUGAUUAUUAGCUGUUGUAAGGGUAAUUAUUGACUCUUCUGAGGUAAAUGAAUAAUAAUGUUGUAGAUAUAGAGCUGUUGCUUUAUAUAGGUGUACAUGCCAAUAGUAAAAUCUGAUUGGUUGAACACAAAAAACUCAGUUGCUUCUAAGUUACUAUGGUGAUAAACACUGCUAAAAGCUGAGCCACUUUUAUGGUGCCUAAAACCCAGGGUUGGUACAAACUAAACUGAAACGUACCUGCUAUCACCUUAAACUGGCUUCAUGGAAUAGGCCCCAGCUGUCUUAGGAUCAAACCUGACCAAGUUCAAGUGUUGUCUGGAGUCUGGAAUCAGAUUAAUGCAAUUCAGGAAGUGCGUUUACGGGAAGUGACACACUUGACAAAUUCUCAGCUCGCUGCACUUGGACUCAGUGUUGUUCAGCUGCAUCUUCAGUGAUCAGAUGAGACAUGAAGCUGUUUGAACUGUGUUUGUUGUGCUGCUGCUGCUUUCUAGUGUAUGUUAAAGGUCAUAAUGUGUGUCAACAGAAGCUCAUUUCAAGAGUCAAUUUAUCCACAGAACUGCAGUCUGAAAUCACGCUGCCUUGCCUGUUUGAAGCAGCUCUCUUUGGAUCAAACCUGACCAUGAGUUUAGUUGCUGUCUGGGCUCAGAUUAAUACAACAGUUGAAUACAUUGUAGAGAUCAACGUAAAUGGUCUGGAAAGCUUCUGGAAUAACAGAAAUGGUAGAAUUCAAGCAUUUCGUGAUCGCUCUGGCUCUGGAAACUUCUCCAUCCUGAUCAGUAAUGUGCAGCGCUCUGAUCUUGGUCUCUACCACUGUGAACUGUUCAGAGAGACUAACUGUUCUCUGGGCUAUAGACAGAUCAGUCUCAGUCUUGUUGAGUUUUCACAGCUUAACUGGCAGCUCAUAGUUGCAGGAGGAGGAGGAUUUCUGCUUCUCUGUCUGAUCACUGUGUGUGUUUACUACACAUGGACGAAACGUGAGUCUGAUUGCUGUGCAAUGAGACCUGGUGAGCUAAUUGUAUUAAUAUUAUAUGACAAACCUGAAAGACAAUUAAUACAACACUUACGCUACUACAGCACAAUGUAAAAUUGCAGACUAACUUGAACAAGACAAGUAAAAGACCAGCAAUGUGUGAUGACUAAAACUAAUUCUGAGCAAGAUUGAUGUCAUUCAAGACCCUUUGAAAUAGUUUGCAAUACAAUUCUAACUCAGCUGCUCUAGAAUGGGUCUCAGAGAUGUUUUUGAAUCUGGAGAACAUAUGGGACAAAGCUUCAUAUCAUGAACAUUUUCUCUUUAAAUGUUCUUUCAGGUCCAACAGUUGAUGAGAUGACAUAUACAACAAUUGUCUAUAAAGCACUGCCAUGAAAGCAAUGGAACAGUUAUUUCAUAUUCAAAGAUGUGUAUAAAGUAGCCUGUCAUCUAUAUACUGUUUAGGAUUGCAUAUACCCUCAGUGACCACUUUUUAAACUUUUAUAAUAGGAACAGGUGGGUGGGUUACAUUUGACAAUACAUUUUUUUUAAUUUACACCCUUAUUUGCCUAAAUAAUUAAUUAAAGCUGAGAUAUUAACUGCAAAUCCAGGGUGGAAAUUAAAAUAACAGCCACUUCAGAAAGUCACAGUUUUGUCAUAUUUUAAAUGCAGUAGUUAAAUACAUAGCUUCAAAAUAUUUUUUCAGCAGUUCUGUCUUUCUUAUUUCUUUUUGCUCUAGAUGGGGGGGGAAGCAAAAACAGAAAAUGUAUGCAAGAUCAUAUAUAUGAAUAGUCAAGUAAUUUAGAUAUAUUUACUGGUAAAGCAAAUUUUUCAAACUAAAAAAGUUAAACAUUCUAUCACAUGUAUGAUUUUCUCAAUACGGCAAAAGCAAUUUUCUUUUUAAUGAUUCUUUAAAGAUCAGGGGACGUAUUCACAAAACAUCUUAAGGCUAAAAAUAGCUCCUAACUUGCCGAUUUAGGAGAAACUCUUAAAAAUAAUGGCCGUGUCAGUCCUAAUUUUAGGAGUCCUAAUUUUGCUCUAAGAGUA
Molecule: messenger RNA, 2657 nt
Organism: Megalobrama amblycephala (Wuchang bream)
Lineage: Eukaryota; Metazoa; Chordata; Actinopteri; Cypriniformes; Xenocyprididae
Exons: 3
Coding region: 1089-1727 (212 amino acids)
Source: RefSeq, a predicted model, not a curated record